GAAGGAGUUGACUGGGCGGAGCUGAGAAGCCGCGGUGGUGGCUGCGCGCGCGCGCGGUUGCGAGAGGGAAACGCCGCGAGGGCCUUCGCAGGCCGGGGCUGUGGGGACGACGGACGGUGACUAUGGCCGCGGCAGCAGGCGGCGGUCCGGGGGCGGCUGCGGGUACCGUGGGUGCAGGGGGUGCGGCGGCCUCUGGCCUGGCGGUUUAUCGGAGGAAGGACGGGGGCCCGGCUAGCAAGUUUUGGGAGAGCCCGGACACCGUGUCCCAGCUGGAUUCCGUGCGAGUCUGGCUGGGCAAGCACUACAAGAAGUAUGUUCAUGCAGAUGCUCCUACCAAUAAAACACUGGCUGGAUUGGUGGUACAACUUCUUCAGUUCCAAGAAGAUUCCUUUGGGAAACAUGUUACCAACCCAGCCUUCACCAAGCUCCCUGCAAAAUGUUUCAUGGAUUUCAAAGCUGGAGGCACCCUGUGUCACAUUCUUGGGGCUGCUUACAAGUACAAAAAUGAACAGGGGUGGCGGAGAUUUGAUCUGCAGAAUCCAUCCCGAAUGGAUCGUAAUGUUGAAAUGUUUAUGAACAUUGAAAAAACAUUGGUACAGAACAAUUGUCUGACCAGACCCAACAUCUACCUCAUUCCAGACAUUGAUCUGAAGUUGGCUAACAAAUUGAAAGAUAUCAUCAAACGGCAUCAGGGAACAUUUACUGAUGAAAAAUCAAAAGCUUCCCACCACAUUUAUCCACAUCCUUCCUCACAAGAGGAUGAAGAAUGGUUGAGACCAGUGAUGAGAAAAGACAAGCAGGUGUUGGUGCACUGGGGAUUUUACCCAGACAGUUAUGAUACUUGGAUCCACAGUAAUGAUGUUGAUGCUGAAAUUGAAGAUCCACCAAUUCCAGAAAAGCCAUGGAAGGUUCAUGUGAAAUGGAUUUUGGACACAGACAUUUUCAAUGAAUGGAUGAAUGAAGAGGAUUAUGAAGUGGAUGAGAACAGGAAGCCAGUGAGUUUUCGUCAGAGAAUUUCAACAAAGAAUGAAGAGCCAGUCAGAAGUCCAGAAAGGAGAGAUAGAAAAGCAUCAGCCAAUGCUCGAAAGAGGAAGCACUCCCCUUCUCCUCCCCCUCCCACACCCACAGAAUCACGGAAGAAGAGUGGGAAGAAAGGACAAGCUGGCCUGUACGGGAAGCGCAGAAAUCAGAAAGAAGAAGAUGAGCAAGAAGAUCUUACCAAGGACAUGGAAGACCCAACACCUGUACCAAACAUAGAGGAAGUGGUACUACCCAAAAAUGUAAACCCAAAGAAAGAUAGUGAAAAUACACCUGUUAAAGGAGGAACGGUAGCAGAUCUAGAUGAGCAGGAUGAAGAAACAGUCACCACAGGAGGAAAGGAAGAUGAUGAUCCUAGCAAAGGUGAUCAGAGUCGAUCAGUUGACCCCGGUGAAGAUAAUGUGACAGAACAGACCAAUCAUAUUAUUAUUCCCAGCUAUGCAUCUUGGUUUGAUUAUAACUGUAUUCAUGUGAUUGAACGUCGUGCCCUUCCUGAGUUUUUUAAUGGAAAAAAUAAAUCCAAGACUCCCGAAAUAUACUUGGCAUAUCGAAAUUUCAUGAUUGAUACAUAUCGUCUAAACCCACAAGAAUAUUUAACAAGCACUGCUUGUCGGAGGAACUUGACUGGAGAUGUGUGUGCUGUGAUGAGGGUCCAUGCCUUCUUAGAGCAGUGGGGGCUUGUUAACUACCAAGUUGACCCGGAAAGUCGACCCAUGGCAAUGGGACCCCCUCCUACUCCUCAUUUCAAUGUAUUAGCUGAUACUCCCUCUGGACUUGUGCCUCUGCAUCUUCGUUCACCUCAGGUCCCUGCUGCACAGCAGAUGUUAAAUUUUCCUGAGAAGAACAAAGAAAAACCAAUUGAUUUGCAGAAUUUUGGUCUUCGAACUGACAUUUACUCGAAAAAAACAUUAGCAAAGAGUAAAGGUGCUAGUGCUGGAAGAGAGUGGACAGAACAGGAGACACUUCUACUCCUGGAGGCCUUGGAGAUGUACAAGGAUGAUUGGAACAAAGUUUCAGAACAUGUUGGAAGUCGUACUCAGGAUGAAUGCAUCCUCCACUUUUUGAGGCUUCCCAUUGAGGACCCAUACCUUGAAAAUUCAGAUGCUUCACUUGGGCCACUAGCUUACCAACCUGUCCCUUUCAGCCAAUCAGGAAAUCCAGUGAUGAGUACUGUUGCUUUUUUGGCAUCUGUGGUUGACCCUCGAGUGGCAUCUGCUGCAGCAAAAGCAGCUUUAGAGGAGUUUUCUCGGGUCCGAGAGGAGGUACCCCUGGAAUUGGUUGAAGCUCAUGUCAAGAAAGUACAAGAAGCCGCACGAGCCUCUGGGAAGGUGGAUCCCACCUUUGGCUUGGAAAGCAGCUGUAUUGCAGGCACUGGCCCUGAUGAGCCAGAGAAGCUUGAAGGAUCUGAAGAAGAAAAGAUGGAAACAGAGUCUGAUGGUCAACAACCUGAGAAGGUAGAAAACAAAGUGGAAAAUGAAACAGGUGAAGGUGAUAAAACACAAGAUGGAGAAAUUGAAAAGAACAGUGAAAAGGAGCAAGAAAGUGAAAUUAAUGAAGACAUCAAAUCAGAAGAAAAGGAAACUGACGAGAACAAGGAACUCACUGAUACUUGUAAAGAAAGAGAAAGUGAUACUGGGAAGAAGAAAGUAGAACACGAAAUUUCUGAAGGAAACGUUGCCACAGCCGCAGCAGCUGCUCUUGCCUCAGCUGCUACCAAAGCCAAGCACUUGGCUGCUGUGGAAGAAAGAAAGAUCAAGUCCCUGGUAGCUCUCCUGGUUGAGACACAGAUGAAGAAACUAGAGAUCAAACUUCGACAUUUUGAAGAACUGGAAACUAUUAUGGACAGAGAAAAAGAGGCUCUAGAACAACAGAGGCAGCAAUUGCUUACUGAACGCCAGAACUUUCACAUGGAGCAACUGAAAUAUGCUGAGUUACGAGCCCGACAACAAAUGGAACAGCAGCAACAUGGCCAGAACCCUCAGCAAGGACACCAGCACUCAGGAGGACCUGCUCUGGCUGCCCUUGGAACAGCAGGGCACCCUGGCAUGUUGCCUCAUCAGCAACCCCCUCCUUACCCUCUGAUGCACCAUCAGAUGCCUCCGCCCCAUGCUCCCCAGCCAGGUCAGAUACCAGGCCCAGGCUCCAUGAUGCCUGGGCAGCCCAUGCCAGGCCGUAUGAUUCCCACUGUGGCAGCCAACAUCCACCCCACUGGGAGUGGCCCUGCUCCUCCUGGUAUGCCUCCAAUGCCUGGAAGCAUCUUAGGACCCCGGGUACCUCUCCCUGCACCAAAUGGCAUGUAUCCUCCUCCGCCACAGCAGCAACCGCCGCCACCACCUGCAGAUGGGGUCCCACCACCUCCUGCUCCAGGCCCACCAGCCUCAGCCACUCCUUAGCCUGGAAGAUAAAGGGAGCCUCCACACUUACCACAAGCUGAGAUGGAGAUGACAAGACUUGUGUCUCAGCUUCCUUGGCUUUCUUUCAGGAAUUUUCUUCUCAGAGCCCCAGUUCUGUAUCCCAUGUCUCACCACUACUCUAUACUCUUGUACUUCUGUCAGGUCCUCAGCUGACACUCAGUGGGGAGUCUGUGAUGACCGUCUGUCUUGGUCAUUUUAAAAUAACCUGUGUCUCCCUUUGUGUGGCGGAUGUUGGCAAUGGAUCUGCAGAUACUGUCAGCUGUAGCAUAUUCAUCACCCCCCCCACACCCUGCUUACCUUAUGCUUCUGUGGAUAAUCCUCUAUAAUUAUUAUCCUUUUUUCCUGUUAUGGUUGGUUUUAAGGAAAGCAUUCUAAGAGAAUAGAAACCAAAAAAAAAAAAAGAAAAGAAAAAGAAAAAAGUGAUGGGCAGAAGGAGAUAGCCACAGGGGAUAUACCUUAAGGCGUUAUAAGUGACCUUAUUUCUGCUUAUCUGAGCUAAGAGUGGUGCUACUGGUAAAGUUUCCCAAGACUUUUCCUACAUAAAAUGCACCAGAAUUAGAGCUGGGGAAGGAGGUUUCAUUCCCUAGCAAGGACUGUUAAGGCCUCCACCUGCAUGGCAGAACAUAUCACUGUACCUAGCGUGUGCACAAACAUUUGAACACACCUACUCUUUCCCAAUGCACCAUUCUCGUUUUCUAUACAGGUGACUUGCUGGAUUGGGGCUGUGUGGUUUUUCCUGAGGGCAUUGUGAGCUUUGAAGGUGGGAAUUUGGGGUGGCAUUCUUUUGAAUUUCCACUUCAGCCAGGAUAGUUGAAGGAAUCUAGGGCAGUGCUCCCUAAGCACAUACCAUCUCCACACACACCCCACCACCACAGCUCUGCUUUAUAUGUAUUCUUUUUAAAUCCUCCUUUAAGAAAGAGGGGAGAGGCGGUAAGUAGGUAACAUAAAAAUAUUUCAGUUCAUGGAACUUGGUUGGGAUGGCUGGGGGUACAAGUCCCUAAACUACCUCUUGCAGUAGCCUGGGUGAGUGGAAUUUCUAGAAGCGGUACUUUAGGUUCAGAAUGGAAUUGGAAAAGUAAGGGGAACAGCCUCCCAUACCUUCUCCUUUCCCCUUCUGAGAUAUCACAUUCCAUCUGUCACAGGGUUGUUGAGAAGUUGCUGAGGUCCUCACUUGACUGCAGAGCAUUAUGCUUUAAGGUUUAAGUGCUCACGCUGAGCAGGUGAGGUGCCAUUCCAGAAGAUGAGCCACAAAAAUGCCUUAAUUUGAACUCAUACCUACCCCUGCUGAUUUGUGAUUUGAGAGUUCUUGGUUUUAUUGGCUUGCCCUGCUUCGCUUUUUCCUGGCCUUCCAUGGGUAACAAGUAGGUGUUUUUGGCAGAGCUUCAUCUUCUCAAACAGCAGUUUCAUCGAUUUGAAUGUGAGGUAGAACAUCUCUUUGGAUAUCUUUUCCUAUAUAUUUUCUAAAGCUUUACAUAUGAAAGGGUGUAGGCAGGUGUUUAUAAAAACACCUUAUAACUUUUUUCCCUUAGUAUCAGAAAGCAAAAAAAAUAAAACUAUGGUUGAGAUUUGCCUUUGAAACUCUCAGGUUUGCCUCUAAACAGGUGGCCCUGGUCACCAUCAGAGUACUGGAAUACUGGAACCAAGAAGACCAUAUUCCUUUGCUGUGUUUGUUCUGAACUCUAGAAGUGGAAAUGGAAAUGAGCUUGUUCCUACUGGAGUUAAUUUCCUAGUCAUUUGCCUCUGAAAGACCCCAGUGCCUUCUGAAGGGGCCAGGGUUUGCCCUACUUCCCUCCAUUCUCCCAGAGGAAAUUUACUCCAAAUGCUCACCUUUUCUCCUGGAGUCCUGGAAAGAGAGUGGGAUUCUGGUUCAUACUGUGGUUCUGUGUAACCUCAGGUCUUUAAUGUGAUCACUUUCCAGAUUAAAAGACCCAAGUGGAAAUAUUUUUACUGUAUUGGUAACCUACAAAAAUAUCUGAAUUCUCCAGUGUAAGUGGUGACUUUUUUCAUGUCUUUCAUCUGGUUUCAUUCCUGUAAUACAGCCACCCAGUUUGGGGCAGGGGGGAUAAUACAUAGUUUUUGUACAAAUAUGUUUCUCUGUGUUGUUUUGGAAAAAUGAGGGGAAAGAAUUUUGAGAGAUUUGAAGAAAAUGAAAGUGGCUUAAUCUCCCUCUUCAUCAAAUAAAUGAAAUACCAUUUUUGAA
Nannospalax galili (Upper Galilee mountains blind mole rat) is the source of this 5652-nucleotide messenger RNA. RefSeq names its product SWI/SNF related, matrix associated, actin dependent regulator of chromatin subfamily c member 1 (gene Smarcc1). The record is from RefSeq and is a predicted model, not a curated record. NCBI's taxonomy places the organism in Eukaryota, Metazoa, Chordata, Mammalia, Rodentia, Spalacidae. Gene Ontology annotation, molecular function: nucleosomal DNA binding; histone binding. Gene Ontology annotation, cellular component: nBAF complex; SWI/SNF complex; npBAF complex. Bases 123 to 3431 code for a protein of 1102 amino acids. The transcript has 28 exons. Gene Ontology annotation, biological process: positive regulation of DNA-templated transcription.